Molecule: messenger RNA, 1401 nt
Organism: Ceratotherium simum simum (southern white rhinoceros)
Lineage: Eukaryota; Metazoa; Chordata; Mammalia; Perissodactyla; Rhinocerotidae
Gene: C5AR2
Product: complement C5a receptor 2
Biological process (GO): complement receptor mediated signaling pathway; positive regulation of cytosolic calcium ion concentration; phospholipase C-activating G protein-coupled receptor signaling pathway
Cellular component (GO): plasma membrane
Molecular function (GO): G protein-coupled receptor activity; complement component C5a receptor activity
Source: RefSeq, a predicted model, not a curated record
CCGCCUUCCGACUCUCCCGAAUCUAAGAUUUUUGGAAGAUGAUAUUCUAGGGCUCGGAGUUCUGGAGUGGGACUAACACAGUUGGAAACUCAGCUCUGUUACCUGCUUAGCUGAGUGAUCUUGGGUGUCUGGGGCCUGGAUGGAGAACGCUUCUCUCGCCCACGACUAUGAGCAUUACGGCGAGAUUCCGGAUGUCCCCGUGGACUGCGCUGACGACUCCUGCGUCUUGGUCGACCCCCUGGGCACGGCCCCGCUCCUGCUCUAUGCUGCGGUCUUCCUGGUGGGGGUGCCGGGCAAUGCCAUGCUGGCCUGGGUGACCGGGAAAGAGGCCCGCCAGAGGGCCGGUGUCACCUGGUUCCUCCACCUGGCCGUGGCCGACCUGCUCUGCUGUCUGUCUCUGCCCGUGCUGGCGGUGCCCAUCGCCCGCGGGGGCCACUGGCCGUACGGGGCGGCGGGCUGCCAGGCCCUGCCCUCCGUCGUCCUCUUGUCCAUGUACGCCAGCGUCCUGCUGCUGGCCGCUCUCAGCGCUGACCUCUACCUGCUGGCCCUCGGGCCCAUCUGGUGGGCUGCGGCUCGGGGGACACGCAGGGUGCACGCAGCCUGCGGGGUGGCCUGGGUGCUGGCAUUGCUGCUGACAGUGCCCUCGGCCUUCUACCGCCGGCUGCACCAGGAGCACUUCCCACGCCGGCUGGAGUGUGUGGUGGACUAUGGUGGCUCGGCCACUGCUGAGAACACAGUGACCGCCAUCCGGUUUACUUUCGGCUUCCUGGGGCCACUGGUGAUCGUGGCCAGCUGCCACGGCGCCCUCCUGUGCCGCGUGGCCCAACGCCGCUGGCCGCUGGGCAUGGCCGUCGUGGUGGGGUUUUUCAUCUGCUGGGCCCCCUACCACAUGCUGGGGCUGGUACUCACCGUGGCUGCCCCGCACUCAGUGCUCCUCGCCCGGGCCCUGAGGGCUGAACCCCUGGUCGUGGGCCUUGCUCUUGCUCACAGCUGCCUCAAUCCCAUGCUUUUCCUGUAUUUCGGGCGGGCUCAACUCCGCCGGUCACUGCCAGCCGCGUGUCACUGGGCCCUGAAGGAGUCACAGAGCAAGGAGGAAAGUGUAGUCAGCAAGAAAUCCACCAGCCAUGACCUGGUCUCGGAGCUGGAGGUAUAGGCCAGAGGGAAGCUGGUUUGUAGCCUCCUCUCUCAUUUCACAAAACUGGCUUCAGGCAUAGCUGGAUCCAGGGGCUCAAUGAUAUUGUCGUGUAUUCCUUUAUUCAUUCAAAACAUUCAUUAUGCACCUGCUGUGUGAAAGACCCUAUUAUAGGCCCUGGGGAUGUAGCAGUGACCUAAACAGACACAAAUCCCUACCCUCAAGGAGCUGACAUUCUAGUGGAGGAAGACAGAGAAUAAGCAAAGAAA